AUGCUGUUGCUCCCCUACACAGUAAGGCGGGCCACCGUGGCCCUCAACCGGUCACCGUGGCCCCUCAACCGGUCACCGUGGCCCUCAACCGGUCACCGUGGCCCUCAACCGGUCACCGUGGCCCCUCAACCGGUCACCGUGGCCCGCAACCGGUCACCGUGGCCCCUCAACCGGUCACCGUGGCCCUCAACCGGUCACCGUGGCCCCUCAACCGGUCACCGUGGCCCUCAACCGGUCACCGUGGCCCCUCAACCGGUCACCGUGGCCCUCAACCGGUCACCGUGGCCCCUCAACCGGUCACCGUGGCCCUCAACCGGUCACCGUGGCCCCUCAACCGGUCACCGUGGUCCUCAACCGGUCACCGUGGUCCUCAACCGGUCACCGUGGCCCCUCAACCGGUCACCGUGGCCCCUCAACCGGUCACCGUGGUCCCUCAACCGGUCACCGUGGCCCCUCAACCGGUCACCGUGGUCCCUCAACCGGUCACCGUGGUCCCUCAACCGGUCACCGUGGCGCCUCAACCGGUCACCGUGGCGCCUCAACCGGUCACCGUGGUCCCUCAACCGGUCACCGUGGCGCCUCAACCGGUCACCGUGGCGCCUCAACCGGUCACCGUGGCCCCUCAACCGGUCACCGUGGCCCCUCAACCGGUCACCGUGGCCCCUCAACCGGUCACCGUGGCCCUCAACCGGUCACCGUGGCCCCUCAACCGGUCACCGUGGCCCUCAACCGGUCACCGUGGCCCCUCAACCGGUCACCGUGGCCCUCAACCGGUCACCGUGGCCCCUCAACCGGUCACCGUGGUCCCUCAACCGGUCACCGUGGUCCCUCAACCGGUCACCGUGGUCCCUCAACCGGUCACCGUGGUCCCUCAACCGGUCACCGUGGCGCCUCAACCGGUCACCGUGGCGCCACAACCGGUCACCGUGGUCCCUCAACCGGUCACCGUGGCGCCUCAACCGGUCACCGUGGCCCCUCAACCGGUCACCGUGGCCCCUCAACCGGUCACCGUGGCCCCUCAACCGGUCACCGUGGCCCCUCAACCGGUCACCGUGGCCCUCAACCGGUCACCGUGGCGCCUCAACCGGUCACCGUGGCGCCUCAACCGGUCACUGUGGCCCUCAACCGGUCACCGUGGCGCCUCAACCGGUCACUGUGGCCCCUCAACCGGUCACCGUGGCGCCUCAACCGGUCACCGUGGCCCCUCAACCGGUCACCGUGGCGCCUCAACCGGUCACCGUGGCCCCUCAACCGGUCACCGUGGCGCCUCAACCGGUCACCGUGGCGCCUCAACCGGUCACUGUGGCCCCUCAACCGGUCACCGUGGCCCUCAACCGGUCACCGUGGCGCCUCAACCGGUCACCGUGGCGCGUCAACCGGUCACCGUGGCCCUCAACCUGCCUCAAACGCACGCCCUGA
Procambarus clarkii (red swamp crayfish) is the source of this 1419-nucleotide messenger RNA. RefSeq lists its product as uncharacterized. The record is from RefSeq and is a predicted model, not a curated record. NCBI's taxonomy places the organism in Eukaryota, Metazoa, Arthropoda, Malacostraca, Decapoda, Cambaridae.